Messenger RNA from Penaeus vannamei (Pacific white shrimp), 2723 nucleotides. NCBI's taxonomy places the organism in Eukaryota, Metazoa, Arthropoda, Malacostraca, Decapoda, Penaeidae. The record is from RefSeq and is a predicted model, not a curated record.
GAAGGUUUUGAAGGAAGGAAGUAGAGCAGAUAGACAAGGCAGAAGGUUCUCUCUCGCGUCACACACAUGAGUCUUCUUCACGGGGAUCUGGAAGUUGAGGUCGUCGGGGCAUCGAACCUCUCCGACGCCGACAGGGCUCUGUUCAACGUGGUCGGGGGAGACACCACGGACUGCUAUGUGGAGGUGAAGCUGGCCGGGCAGAGCAUCCUUGUGACCAGCGUUCGCAACAAUGUGAUCAAGACGCGGUGGGGCGAACACGUGUCCCUUCCGGUGUGCCACGUGGCUGACCACCUCGACAUCACUGUGUGGGACAAAGAUUAUUUGUGGUCUGACGUCGUGGGGCGUGGGAAGCUGCGGCUGGGCGACCCAUCCAGGGCGUGGACCAAGGAUGGCCCGGUGUUCCUGGAGGGCGGGAAGGGAAGGAUCCACAUGAAGCUGAGGUUCACCCCAGCGGCGCUCGCGGCGGAGAUGGGAAUGGAAGUGCCUAGAACCUACUUCCCGAUGAGGAAGGGCGGCUCCCUAGCGCUCUACCAGGACGGCCAUGCCACGCCCCUGCCUGGCCUGACGGAGGAGGCGGAGGGCGCCUUUCAAGCCAUCGCCAAGACCAUCAGGCAAGCCAAGAAGUUCAUCUACAUCACAGGCUGGAGCGUCUGGACUGGGAUGAAACUGGAGCGAGACAGGGAGGAAACUCUAGGGGAGCUCCUGAAGCGUAAAGCGGCUGAGGGCGUCCGGGUCCUCUUGCUGAUCUGGGACGAGAAAUUCUCGAGCGUCCUUUGCGCGGGGCUGUUGGGCACGCACGACAAGGCCACCGAGAGCUACUUCGAGGGCUCCGGCGUGCGCGUGGCGAUGGUGCGGCGACAGAAGAGCUCCGUGCACGCAGUGAGGGAGGAGCUCGUGGAGGCGCUAUGGACGCACCACCAGAAAGUAGUGGUAGCAGACGAGGAGGACGGCCUCGUGGCGUACCUGGGCGGCCUGGACAUGACCAACGGCCGUUGGGACACGCCAGAACAUCCGCUGUUCUCCACGCUUAAUGCGGAGCACAAGGGGGACUUCCACAACGGUUUCGUUGAUGUCUCCGCCCAAGAAGGCCCCCGUGAACCCUGGCAUGACGUCCACGCCCGCGUCACAGGUCCCGUCACCCUCGACCUCCUCAGGAGCUUCGAGGAGCGAUGGAGGAGGCAGGUCCCGGACGAGGCCCACCUCCUGCUGCCGGCGCUACGACCAGCAGUCACGCCAGUGAGCGAGAGCGACCAAGAAGGCACUUGGCAGAUGCAGGUGGUAAGAUCCAUCGAUGCCAACUCGACAACCUUUAGCAGUGGUCGUUCCGGCGUGCUGGACUCGUAUGAUGGACGCACAGUGGACACCAGCCUUCACAGGGCCAUCGUGAGGCUCAUCCGAAGGGCCGAGAAUUUUCUAUACAUCGAGAGCCAGUACUUCAUCGGGUCUUCACAAGCCUGGGAAGAGGACCAAGAUGUGAAUGCCUUGAACCUGAUACCACUGGAGAUUGUGCAACGCGUGGUGAGCAAGAUCAGGCAAGGGAAAGGAUUCAGGGUAUACCUCGUGCUGCCGAUGCUCCCCGAAGGAAACCCUGAGAAUAGGAUUCACAAGGGAAGCAUGAACGCGAUCCUUCGGUGGCAGUUCAGAACGCUCCAGAUGAUGUACAAGCGGAUUGCAGAGGCCCUCGUCGCCGUCGGCUCCAAGGCUCACCCGACGGACUACCUGGUCCCCCUCUGCCUCGCCAAGCAAGAGCCGCGCUCACCGCGGUCCGCGAACGUGGCGGCGGCUGAGCUGGACGGCGCCGGGCAGCGGUGGCGCGAGCAACGCAGCUUCCUGAUCUACGUGCACUCCAAGAUGGCGGUGGCCGACGACGCCCACGUGCUGGUGGGCUCGGCGAACCUGAACGAGCGCUCGCUGGACGGCCGGAGGGACACCGAGGUGGCCGUGGCGGCGUGCCAGACGAGGCAGGAUGGACGCGGCGGUGAGGUCGCGGUCCAGGACGGCGCGGUUCGGGCGUUCCGAAAGGCGUUGUGGGCCGAGCACACCUGGGGGCUCUCGGAGGAGGAGGAGGCCCUCGGCGACCCGGGCUCCCUGCGCGCCGUCAGAAGGAUCAGGCAGCUAGCCGACGCCGCGCUCCAGAGCUUCGCCAAGGGGGACGUCAAGGGGCAUCGCAGUCGCUUCCUCAGUUACCCUCUGGCAGUGGCGCAGGACGGCGCCGUGGGGCCGCGGCCGGACAUGCCGCUCAUCCCAGGCUUCGCUCUCUCGCCCUUGGGAUGCGAGACCUACAUCCCGUCAAUCGCCACGUCGUAGCUUCCCCCCGGCAGCGCCUUCGUCCGGCCUCCUAUCAUCUCCUUUUCUCAAGAUUCUCAGCUUUCUCCUGACUUCCGUCUGCGUCUCUGUUUAAUUUAUUGGGUCCUUUGGAAUUCUGUUUUCCCAGAAGCAGCUCGCCCUAUGUCGUAACCCCUAAUCCUUCUGCGAGAAAGCAGACAUCAGUCAUCGAACAGUAGUAUAGAAAAUUUGCUCAUUACGUAUGUUCUAAUACACUGAAUAGUUUUAGAUUUUAUUACACAUUUAUUUAUUGCUGAUUGAUUGUGUUUACUACAUUGGUAUUUAUAAUCCCUUGUAUGUGUAGUUUAUGUGUGUUUGUGUGUGUACUUAUAUGCUGUGAUACCUUAUUUAUUUUCAUAUGAACGUAUUUAUGAAGGUCAGAAUAAAAUAAAAUAAAA